This is a messenger RNA of Lasiodiplodia theobromae, 2091 nucleotides long. RefSeq names its product F-box WD repeat containing protein. The transcript is spliced from 2 exons. The record is from RefSeq and is a predicted model, not a curated record. Lineage: Eukaryota; Fungi; Ascomycota; Dothideomycetes; Botryosphaeriales; Botryosphaeriaceae. Gene Ontology annotation, molecular function: protein binding. The coding region runs from base 1 to 2091 and encodes 696 amino acids.
AUGGUCCAGCGCAGGCGGUCCACCCUCUCCUUCCGCCCCAAGUCCGCCCAUCCCGCCGCCGACCCCGAGCCCGACAACCAGAUCCCGCGCCCGCCCAAGCGCACGCAGAGCCAGGUCUUUGGGCCUCACGACGUCGAGGCUGAAGCCUCUGCAUGGCGCCACGCGCACCAUGCCGGCCCUGAGAAGGAGGCAAAGCUGUCGCACGAUACCCACCGCCAGGAGAGCCACCGCCGUCAGUCGACGCUGCACAACAUCGAGCUCGCCCUCAGCACCGUCCGCGACCUCAUCCAUCGCCGCGGCCAAAGCCAGAGCCAGAGCGCACCCGCUCCUUCCGCCGGACCCAGCCGCAGCCAGGAAGCUACCGUCGACAUGCGCCCACAGCGUUCGCCGUCGUUCGCCAAUCCCCCUUCGGACGCCGACGUCGAGUCGCUCGCCUCCUCCUCUCCUCUUCAGCCCUCACAAACCGUCCCCUCCAGCAAACACCAGGGUCCCAAGCGCUGGGCCAGCGCCCGUCGCUCGUUGAAGAAGUUCCGUCGCCCUGCCGUCUCGGGUCCCGCAAACGACCGCUGGAAUCCUCUGCCGCCACCGUCGCUGGGCCCGCCCUACAUUGACCACAACACCGGCCAGGCCGCCCGCGAUUCGGCCAAUCAGCUCAACGCCAUGAACCUCAGCCUGCACUCCCGCAGCCGCUCCAAGGUCUCACCAUGUGGUCAGAUGUCUGAAACGGAUAGUGUUAUCGGAGAUGACCAGGGCCAGCUGGUGGCACAGCCGCCGCGGAUGGACUUCGUCCAACGAUUCCCCCGCGAACUGUCCGAGCACGUCUUCACGUUCCUCGAUGCCUCGUCCCUCGCCAUUUGCGAGCGUGUGUCGCGUGGCUGGAGGGAGCCCGCCCAGUCCCGCCAUGUGUGGCGUGUUGUCUUCAACCGCCAGUAUGAACAACAGAUCCACGUCGAACCUCCACCACUCCAAAUGGGUGGUGUUGGCACCGGCACCACACAACCCUACCAGGACUGGAAGUUGAUGUAUCAGAUCCGGAAGACAAUUGAGCGCCGGUGGAGGUCUUCGCACCCGGCUGCUGUCUACUUCAAUGGCCACACCGACAGUGUAUACUGCUGUCAGUUCGAUGAAAACAAGAUCAUCACCGGCUCUCGCGAUCGCACCAUCCGCGUUUGGGACUUGAACACUUACAAAUGCCUGAAGGUGAUUGGCGGGCCCGAGGCCCGCCCGCAGCCCAACACCCCCCCAGCUCUGGACAUCAAGCGUCAGUACACCGAGAGUAACAUCCCUUCGGUCAACGGCACCCCCGAGGGCCAUGCCAUUUACCACCAGCCCGCCUUCUAUCACUCGGCCAGCAUCUUGUGCUUGCAGUUUGACGAUGAGAUCGUCGUCACCGGAUCCUCGGACAGCUCCUGCAUCGUCUGGGAUAUCAAGACUUGGGAACCCAAGUGGCGUCUCAAUGCCCACGAAGCCGGUGUUCUUGAUGUGUGCUUUGACAGCAGGUACAUCAUCUCCUGCAGUAAGGACAACUCUAUCUGUAUUUGGGAUCGCAAUACCGGCGAGCUACUGAAGCAGCUUCGCGGCCACCGAGGUCCUGUCAACGCCGUGCAGAUGCGUGGCGACCUUCUUGUCUCUGCUAGUGGCGACGGUGCCGCAAUGCUCUGGAACAUCAAGACCAAGGCUUUCGUCAAGGAACUGAGGAGCGGUGAUCGAGGUCUUGCCGCUGUCGAGUUCAGCGAUGAUGCCAAAUACGUCCUCGCCGGGGGCAAUGACCAGACUGUCUACAAGUUUGAUAUCAACACCGGACAGGUUGUCAAGAAGUACACUGGCCACACCGGUUUGGUGCGUUCUCUCUUCCUCGACACUCCCAACAAACGAGUGCUCUCAGGUAGCUACGAUCAGAGCAUACGGGUGUACGACUACGAGACCGGCGAGGAUAUUUCGGUUUAUGACAACUGGACGACCAGCUGGAUCCUGAGCGCCAAGAGUGACUACCGGAGAAUCGUGGCAACUAGCCAAGAUGGCAGGGCGCUAUUACUUGACUUCGGGUAUGGCAUUAAGGAUGUAGAGGUUUUGGCUGGCGCUCGCCGGUGA